GAAGAUGUACAAGAAAAUCCAUCAUAUAUAGAUCCAGUUUUACAGCAAUUGAUUGGUCUAAAAAUGGGUGGUGAUGCUAUAGUUUUGUAUCCGUAUCCAGGACUAGGCCACCUAAUUUCCAUGGUAGAGCUUGGCAAACUCUUACUCACUCACCACCCUUCUUUCUCCAUCACAAUCCUCGCCUCAACCGCGCCAACCACCAUUGCAGCCACCGCCAAACUGGUCGCCAGCUCCAAUGAUCAGUUGACAAACUACAUCAAAGCCGUCUCUGCCGACAACCCUGCCAUCAACUUCCACCAUCUCCCAACCAUUUCUUCUCUUCCAGAACACAUCGAGAAGCUCAACCUCCCUUUCGAAUAUGCACGUCUCCAAAUCCCCAACAUCCUCCAAGUCCUCCAAACCCUUAAGUCAAGCCUCAAAGCCCUUAUCCUCGACAUGUUUUGCGACGCAUUGUUCGACGUCGCGAAAGACCUCAACAUCCCUACAUUCUACUUCUACACCUCCGCAGGAAGGAGUCUUGCUGUCUUACUCAACAUCCCCACCUUCCAUCGCACAACCAACAGUCUGUCUGAUUUUGGCGACGUCCAGAUUUCCAUUUCGGGCAUGCCGCCGAUUCCUGUUUCGGCAAUGCCCAAGCUGUUGUUUGACCGCUCUACUAAUUUCUACAAGAGCUUCCUUUCGACUUCAACUCACAUGGCAAAGUCCAAUGGAAUCAUUCUCAACACGUUUGAUCUGCUGGAAGAGAGAGCCCUCAAAGCGUUGAGGGCUGGACUGUGCUUGCCGAACCAACCUACACCUCCGAUCUUCACCGUCGGACCGUUGAUCUCAGGGAAGAGUGGAGAUAAUGAUGAGCAUGAGAGCUUGAAGUGGCUAAACAACCAGCCCAAAGACAGCGUUGUGUUUCUAUGUUUCGGAAGCAUGGGAGUGUUUUCUAUCAAACAGUUGGAGGCCAUGGCUUUAGGUUUAGAGAAAAGUGGCCAGAGGUUUUUGUGGGUGGUACGUAAUCCACCUAUAGAAGAGUUACCGGUAGAGGAGCCAAGUUUGGAGGAAAUAUUGCCAAAGGGUUUUGUGGAAAGAACAAAGGAUAGGGGACUUGUGGUGAGGAAGUGGGCGCCUCAGGUGGAGGUACUCAGUCAUGACUCGGUGGGCGGGUUCGUGACUCACUGUGGGUGGAACUCGGUUUUGGAAGCAGUGUGUAAUGGGGUGCCGAUGGUUGCGUGGCCUUUGUACGCCGAGCAAAAGCUGGGCAGGGUGUUUCUUGUGGAGGAGAUGAAGGUGGCUGUGGGGGUGAAAGAGUCCGAAACCGGGUUUGUGAGUGCGGACGAGUUGGAGAAGCGAGUGAGGGAGUUGAUGGACUCCAAGAGUGGGGAUGAAAUAAGAGGGAGGGUUUUGGAGUUUAGAACUGGUGGCGUGAAGGCCAAGGAAGAAGGCGGGUCUUCUGUUGCUUCCUUGGCCAAGUUGGCUCAGCUGUGGAAGCAAAAAUGAAAUUCGUUGUGAUCAACUCAAUCGAAUGAUCGAGCAUGUAAUAAAGUACCUAUCCACAAGUACUUUGACCAUUACUAUUAAGGUUCCCUAUGUUAUAUGGUAUAAGAAUAUUAGGGCUUCUUAUGCAGUAAGUGAAAUCGUGUUUUGUCAUGGAUGGCAUGUUUGUGUCACAUAAAUAAAUGUUUUAAUAUUGGUGUUGGGAUAUUUUCAAAA
Messenger RNA from Rosa chinensis, 1698 nucleotides. Its product is annotated as anthocyanidin 5,3-O-glucosyltransferase. Gene Ontology annotation, molecular function: UDP-glycosyltransferase activity. The transcript has a single exon. Bases 64 to 1485 code for a protein of 473 amino acids. The record is from RefSeq and is a predicted model, not a curated record. Lineage: Eukaryota; Viridiplantae; Streptophyta; Magnoliopsida; Rosales; Rosaceae.